Juglans microcarpa x Juglans regia is the source of this 1197-nucleotide messenger RNA. RefSeq names its product WAT1-related protein At4g30420-like. The transcript is spliced from 5 exons. Gene Ontology annotation, cellular component: plasma membrane. NCBI's taxonomy places the organism in Eukaryota, Viridiplantae, Streptophyta, Magnoliopsida, Fagales, Juglandaceae. Gene Ontology annotation, molecular function: transmembrane transporter activity. The coding region runs from base 676 to 1011 and encodes 111 amino acids. The record is from RefSeq and is a predicted model, not a curated record.
CCGCACCAUUCAUUUUGACGGCGCACGUACAUGCGUGAAAUAUAUAGUUCUUUUAUGUUUUCGUAGUACAUAUAAUAUUAAUCCAUGAAGAAUAAUACUGUUUGGUCAUCUGAAAUUUACAUGAGUCUGGAUCUUGACUUGGCACCGCUAUAUAAUAUCACGUGAUUUAUUAAAAAAGUUAAAAAUAUAAAUACAAAAAGGAUAGAUCAGAAAUCUAAAGUUUUUAUCUGAGCGGUAAAUUUUAAAUAUCCGAAUAGCAAUAUUAAUACUCAUAAAUAAAUAAUUGAUGGCACGGAAUUAAUAAUAUAUAGAUAUAUCAAAUUACAGCAGGGAUAUAUAUAUAUAUAUAUAUAUAUAUAUUAACUAUAUUAUGAUCAUAUAUACGAGUGACUUGAUCAUGAUCUACUGAUCAUUCUAGAUGGCAGAUAUUUAUUCAUAAUGGAGAAGAUUAAUAUACGAAGCUUGAGAAGCAUUGCCAAGAUAAUGGGGACAAUCUUCUGCGUUAUUGGAUCCAUUUCCAUGGCAUUGCUUAAAGGACCAAAGCUAUUUAUAAACAUGAAGGAAUUGCUACCAUCAAAAUCCAGCAUGGUCACGGGUGGAGAUCAUAAUUAUAAUUGGCUGCUGGGUUGUUUAUCUCUCUUAGGAAGCUGUUGUUUCUAGUCAUUCUGGGUAAUUAUGCAGGUCCCAAUUUCAGCAAGCGUUCCUGACCAUAUAUAUUCAUCUACUUGGAUGCUUUUCUUGGCGAUGCUACAAGCAGCAAUGGUUACAUUAGUCUUAGAGCAUGAACCAGAAGCAUGGUAUCUGCAUUCAUUUGUUGAAUUGGGAUGUUGUUUAUUUGGAGCCUGGUGCAUAUCACAAAGAGGUCCGCUCUUCUCUGCAAUGUUUUUCCCUCUAUGCACAGUUAUGACAACCGUUUUAGCUUAUAUGUUUCUGCAUGAGGAGUUGUAUACCGGAAGCCUGCUAGGUGCUUUUGCCGUGAUCAUCGGUUUGUACGUUGUUCUUUGGGGUUAAGCCGAAGGCCUUCAAGAUCAGAUCAAAGAAGAGACAGUUCCAAAGCUGCAACAUGAUGAAGCUUCGGGGAAGAUCAUAAGUAGUACAGUACUUGAUGUGGAAGAGCCAUUAUUACUGUCUUGAAAAUCAAGUGAUCAUGUCAAUGUAACAAAAUAUAUAUAUAUGAAUCCCAUAUGAAUUAUAAAA